CGUCCGUCGUGUCAAAUAAUGUCUGUGAAGUCUCUCUCGGCAUGUCUGAUCUCCAUUAAAGCUCGCACCACACACAUAUGACCACACACACACACCCUCGCACACGCACGCAACACACGGAUGCGUGGAUGUCUCUCACAUAUUGAUUCACGCGCCCAUGUCUUGGAGAACUGCCAGAGUCGACUGCGCAUGGCCCCCCUUGACACGCACAUAGACCUCCUUGAGCUUCGCCAGCGCCAUCUUGGUCAGCACGCGAGCCGUGUGCUCCUCACGAGUGCUGCUGCUCUGUGUGGUGGAUGGGGUGACGCUCUGUGUGGCGGGGCUGUUGGCCGCCGAUGACGACCCAUGGCCGUCUUUCCUUUUGCUACUGGUGGGGGGCUUGUCCGUGGCUGGUGAUGCUGCCGAUGAAGCGAUGGGGAAGACUUUGCUGCCGUGCAGCUGCUCGUUGGCCUGUGGGUCCACCCACACACACACACGCAUGGCACACACAUCGGUGUGUGUGUGGGUAUGUGAGGCGGUGACUUACGAGGAGUAUGCCCCAGAGUGCCCGUGUGUUGCGGUCGUCCAUCUCGAGGGCGAAGCAGUAGUACUUGCGGGACAGCUCGUACUCACCUGUGGCGUACAACAGCUGCACACGUCCACCCAAUGCACACACGCCACCACACACACACACAGAGGGAAAUGAGCGUCCAGAAUGUGUGUGUGUGUGCAUUGGCAGGCGCGUACCUCUGCGUAAGUGAUGACGUAGUAGGGGUUGCGGUGGUCGUACAUCACCAGCUCCUCAAAACAAAACGUCGCCUUGCUCAAACUGACACACCAAUGAUUGGUGCGUUCACACAGCACACUAGUGAGUAACCAUGAGUGCAGCUGAGUGUGGCGGUCUCACUGACCAGUUGUCGCUGAUGUAGAUCUCGCCCAGCUCGUGCCACGCCUCAGUGUCUGUCACAAACUCCUCAAGAUACCUGCAACCGAUCACAGAUAUACAGACAGACAGACAAACAGACAGACAGACAGACAGACAGAGAUGGCUGUCACGUGUGUACUAUGAGUCACACGGGCUCACUUGUUGAGGUAGUCGACGCACUCGGCCAUCCUCCGCUGCCCCUUGUACAGCGCUAUGAACCGCUUCCGCGUCAGCUACACACACACAUACACAGGCGGCAUGAAGGAACGAUCGCCCGUGAGUGUCUCAUUCAUCUCUCCCCCACCAUGUCUUCCGGCUUCUCCUCGAGUAUCUUCUGGUAGAUUUGUUUGGCGCCCUGGUAGUCUCCCUGGGCCUCCUUGACCAUGCCCUCCAGCCGACGCAGCCGAAUGCUGCCCGCAAACUUGGACCGCAGGGCUGACAUGCAGUACUGACCAACGGAAACAACACACAGACAGACAGACAGACAGACGUGUGUGCCGGCCGGCACUCACAAAAAUGCGCAGACGUACGUCGAUCCAUUGUCUGUGCCCCAUGUCGCAGGCAGCCAGCAGCACGUGCUCCAGAAUCGUGUACACUGUGACAUACACAAACACACACCACAUCCCGCGGUGCAUCGAUAUGAUAUGUGUGGGCAAGAUCUCCCCCUCUCUGUGUGCGCCCACGUUCGUCGUGCAGCCUGUUGGAGUAUCGCCGCAGCAGCUGAGAUCCAUACCGCAAGAUCUCAUCCGGACGCCUGCACGCCACGCAGACACCGCCAACAAACAAGGAUGAGGCGCCUGUGCAGAGUGACGCCACUCCCACUCACACCCUCACCGUGUGCUCAUGCGCUCCUUGAGUUUCCGCAGCAGCGUCAUCUGCGUGCCCGCCUCAUCCAUCUCGCCGACACCCAACAGCCAGCAGGCCUGUGCUGAUGCCCUGUCCUUCAGUAGAAUGGCAAUUGAACGUGACCGUAGCAAAGGUGCAUAGAUCCUCUUUCUACUCUGCCUCUCCCCUGCAGCUUCCCUGCCGGAGAGCGAUUUCACGGAAUGCCCUAAGCAACCUGACAGCCAAGUCCCAUGUCUUUCACGCACAAUCAAACGACGACACGCAACAGGAAUCACCCACGCACGCUCCACAUGCACAGAGGAACCUAAGGAACACACUCACGAGGCCUCCAGGCCGAAACCCACGGCCGUUCGCUGAAUACGAGUCGUUUACUGGACUAAGUCGUAGAUCUGG
Vitrella brassicaformis is the source of this 2143-nucleotide messenger RNA. The record is from the annotation of a GenBank genome assembly. NCBI's taxonomy places the organism in Eukaryota, Vitrellaceae.